Molecule: messenger RNA, 890 nt
Organism: Misgurnus anguillicaudatus (oriental weatherfish)
Lineage: Eukaryota; Metazoa; Chordata; Actinopteri; Cypriniformes; Cobitidae
Product: ribosomal biogenesis factor
Biological process (GO): ribosome biogenesis
Cellular component (GO): nucleolus
Source: RefSeq, a predicted model, not a curated record
CGUGAAGGAAAUACGAAGCAGUCACAGACAGCGCUGGACACGUGCAUGUGUGGCUAGCUGGAGCUGUCUGACGUUACAUUUAUGAAAUAUAUUCAGUUUUCUUUUAUGUUGCUGUAAUUGUUUUGUUGGAUAUAUUUUCUCUUCCGUGUCAUGAAAGCGUGAUUGAGCUACAAGUAGGAUUGUUUGAAACGGUCAAAGAAGUUAAAUCUACGUCCAGUCUACAAGGUAAACAUGGCCAAAAAUAAACAGAGAGGCAAAAAACAGCAAAAUGUCUUUCAGGUAGCGAGCAGACAAUCAAAACCCAAGAGCAAAGCAAAACCUGUGAAGUCCUCCCUAAAACACAUAAACACUUUAAAAAAUGAAAAAGUGGAAAACCUAAAUCAAAUAUUCACCGAAGUACAGAGGGAUGUGAAGAGUUUAUCCAAAUGUACUGCCAGUGAACCAAAAAAAGGACAAAAGGUGGUCAGAGAAGCUCCACAGGAACCUGUAAACGUGGACAAUGCAGCACAGCUUUUCUCUCAACUUUAGGUCUUCAAAGUUGUUUAUUGCAAAGAAUCAAAUGGACUCUGGACAAAAUCAUUUUGCAUAAAUAGCCCAUCAUACCAACUGAUCAUCUAUAUAAUAUAUUGCAUAUUCCAUAAAUAACAACUUUCCCUAAUGCAAUAAAUAUUUAGAUGUGAAUAUUGUGUUUGUCGAAGCAUAAAGAGUAAAGCUAUUAAAGAAUGAAUUGUACUAAUGAAACUGAAGUGACUGCGUGUAAUGACCUCUUAUGAGCACUAGAGGGCGAACAUUCAUAAUGUUGAUCUCACUUAAGCUGUGGUGGUUAUAUGUGGAUGUAAAUAUAUGAUGUUCAUAUGUCAUUAAAACAUUAUCAAGACACAUGACACAAA